GCAAUAUGCUCGCUCUCUCUCUCUCUCAAGAAACCAGUAAAUUGAUCAAUGGAGACGCACAAGGAGAAGAAAACCAGCCUGGGCCGCCAGAGGAUAGAAAUCAAGAAGAUAGAGAAAAAGAGCCAACUACAAGUCACCUUCUCGAAACGCCGGUCUGGGAUCUUCAGGAAAGCCGGCGAGCUGAGCGUCCUGUGCGGCGCCCGCGUGGCGGUUAUCGUCGCGUCUCCCGCCGGGAAAAUCUUUGCAUUCGGAAGCCCGUCUGUGGACUCUGUCGUCGACCAGUUUCUCGCCGGGAACACUAGUUGGGGCGACUCGGACGCGGAGUUCGACAAUGACGUCCACCGGUUGAGGGACAAGCAUGCCAAGGUCGCCAGGGAGCGCGAAGCGGAGGAAGAGAGAGAAAAAGCGGCGCGCGGAGGCGGCGGAGGUGGGUCGUGGUGGGAACAGAGUCUUGAUGGUUUGGGGUUGAGUGAAUUGGAGCAAUACAAGGCGGCGCUGGAAGUGCUCAAGAGCAAGGUGAUGGGCAGAGCUGAUGAGAUUGCAGCGGCGGAGGCGGAGACGGCGGCGGGCGAUUUGCCCGGAAAUUUCUUGAUCGCUGAUCAUUAUUUUAGCGGCAUUGAUGACGAGCACAAUAGUUUAGGUUUUGACAGUUUUGAUUAUAAUUAGUGAAAGGCUUUGUAGUAGGAGUAUUCAAAUCGUGAGCUAAACUUUUUAGGGGAGAGUUCUUUAGUUCAGUGUUUUAUUGGUUUUUUCCAUGGGUUUAUUUUUCCCAGGAAUGUUUUGAUUAGCCAAUACACGUUUUGAACACUAAUACAAGAACCGUGAUUCAACAA
Molecule: messenger RNA, 833 nt
Organism: Rhododendron vialii
Lineage: Eukaryota; Viridiplantae; Streptophyta; Magnoliopsida; Ericales; Ericaceae
Product: agamous-like MADS-box protein AGL62
Exons: 2
Coding region: 49-666 (205 amino acids)
Biological process (GO): positive regulation of transcription by RNA polymerase II
Molecular function (GO): DNA-binding transcription factor activity, RNA polymerase II-specific; RNA polymerase II cis-regulatory region sequence-specific DNA binding; protein dimerization activity
Source: RefSeq, a predicted model, not a curated record